Penicillium riverlandense is the source of this 1098-nucleotide messenger RNA. RefSeq names its product zinc-binding alcohol dehydrogenase family protein. Lineage: Eukaryota; Fungi; Ascomycota; Eurotiomycetes; Eurotiales; Aspergillaceae. Bases 1 to 1098 code for a protein of 365 amino acids. Gene Ontology annotation, molecular function: oxidoreductase activity, acting on NAD(P)H. The record is from RefSeq and is a predicted model, not a curated record. The transcript has a single exon.
AUGAAGGAGGCAUUUGUGGACAAGAAUAUCUUACUGACGGUUCGAGACACCGAUAUACCCGUCCCUGAAGCUGGCCAGGUCCUUAUUCGGGUGGUUGUUUCUGGCACCAAUCCUAAGGACUGGAAGAUCCCUCUCUGGUGGCCAACAGACGGGACCCCCACCAAUCAAGGAGAUGAUAUCGCCGGAUACAUCGAGGCAGUGGGGGAGGGCGUGAUGGGAUUCCAUAAGGGCGACAGGGUCGCUGCGUUUCAUCAAGUGAUGAAACCUCAUGGCAGCUACGCCGAGUAUGCGAUCGCGCCCGAUUACACGACCUUCCAUAUUCCUGCUAAAACUAGAUUUGAAGGUGAGCCUGUUUCCGGUCAAAAGGGUUUCACUGCAGCUAAUAUAGAGACGCGGCCAGAGGCGGCCACUAUUCCGCUAGCUGCUAUGACGGCCGCACUCGGCCUUUAUCAGCGCUUGAAGCUGCCUCUGCCCUGGAAUCCGACCACUGAGCCUCUGCCUUUAAUUGUAUAUGGUGGCGCGACCGCGGUUGGAGCCUUUGCGAUCAAAUUUGCCCAGCUUUCUAAUAUCCACCCGCUUAUCACCGUAGCUGGUAAAGGCAGCGCCUUCGUCGAAACUCUCAUCGAUCGCGAGAAGGGUGACACGAUAAUCGACUAUCGUGAAGGUGACGAGGUCGUUCAGGCAAGGAUCAAGGAAGCAGCUGGUGGGCGAUCGAUACACUACGCGUACGAUGCGGUGGGCGAACAUGGAAGUCAUCAGAACGUCGGCGCGGUAAUGACCGCGCCUGGGGAGAUCACUACCGUGCUAUCUAGCGAUGACUACCAGCCCCCCGAGGGUAUUAUCCUGGGCUCAACUAUGGCUGGAUCAGUUCACAUGCCUCCGGCGGCAGGUAAGACAGUCGAGGAUAACGAGUUUGGCGCUGCUUUCUUCCAAUUUAUUGGCCGUGGCUUGGCGCAGGGCUGGUUCUCGGGACACCCGUAUGAAGUGCGCCCAGGUGGGCUAGCUGGGCUUGAAGGCGCGCUGCAGGAUCUUAAGGCGGGCAGGGCGUCUGCUAUUAAGUACGUGGUGCGUAUUGGCGAGACGGAAGGGGUGAUAUAG